Molecule: messenger RNA, 2251 nt
Organism: Zalophus californianus (California sea lion)
Lineage: Eukaryota; Metazoa; Chordata; Mammalia; Carnivora; Otariidae
Gene: KITLG
Product: KIT ligand
Exons: 11
Coding region: 693-1523 (276 amino acids)
Biological process (GO): positive regulation of cell population proliferation; cell adhesion
Cellular component (GO): plasma membrane
Molecular function (GO): cytokine activity; stem cell factor receptor binding
Source: RefSeq, a predicted model, not a curated record
GUCAAAGGGGGAGCUCCCAGCUCUCGCUAGCGCGCGUCUGUCCCCGGGCGGUGCCAGGUGAACCCCGGCGGAGCUGAGAGGCCGAGCUGGGACUCGCCACACCCGGCACGCGGCGCGAGAGGCGGCUGCAGGUUAAGCUUCACCCUUGGCGCCCCCGUGGCUUCUCUCUGGUGUGCGCUCGCGGCGGCCAGGCGAGGGGAAGCGCUUGGCCUGAUUUGUUCAACUUCGGGGGCAUUGGCCGCGCUCUGGCCGCCCUCUCGGGUCUCCCCCCCGCGCCCCUGCCCCGUCUAGCUUCCCCAGGGCUCCGGAAGGGAAGGAGGCGUGUCCGGAGCAGGCGGGAGGGACCGGUAUAAAAGUGUUGGCGGCCCGCCGGCCCAGGCUUCACUUGCCGCCUUGCGCCGGGACGAGGAGCGCCGCGGGAAGCACGGGCCGUGGAGAGGGCGCUGCGCUCGGGCUACCCAAUGCGUGGACUAGCUGCAGCCGCUGCUCGUGCAAUAUGCUGGAGCUCCAGAACAUCUAAACGGAGUCGCCACACCGCUGCCUGGGCUGGAUCACCGCGCUGCCUUUCCUUAUGAAGAAGACACAAGUCACAGAGCUAAUACGAGGUAGAGCUGCUCUAUGAACCAGGCGGUCUGGAACCAGAGUCUGCAUUCCUAAACUCUGUGCUACACCUGAAACUGGAGGGACAGAACAUGAGUCCUUUCCAUGAAUUGACUUGGAUUAUCACUUGCAUUUAUCUUCAACUACUCCUAUUUAAUCCUCUGGUCAAAACUAAAGGGAUCUGCAGGAACCGUGUAACUGAUGAUGUGAAAGACGUUACAAAAUUGGUGGCAAAUCUUCCGAAAGACUAUAAGAUAGCCCUCAAAUAUGUCCCCGGGAUGGAUGUUUUGCCUAGUCAUUGUUGGAUAAGCGUGAUGGUGGAACAGUUGUCAGUCAGCUUAACUGAUCUUCUGGACAAGUUUUCAAAUAUUUCUGAAGGCUUGAGUAAUUACUCUAUCAUAGACAAACUUGUGAAAAUAGUGGAUGACCUUGUGGAGUGCAUGGAAGAACACUCGUUUGAGAAUGUAAAAAAAACACCUAAGAGCCCAGAACACAGGCAUUUUACCCCUGAAGAAUUCUUCAGAAUUUUUAAUAGAUCCAUUGAUGCCCUCAAGGACUUGGAGACCGUGGCAUCUAAAACUAGUGAAUGUGUGGUUUCUUCAACAUUAAGUCCUGAAAAAGAUUCCAGAGUCAGUGUCACAAAACCAUUUAUGUUACCCCCUGUUGCAGCCAGCUCCCUUAGGAAUGACAGCAGUAGCAGUAAUAGGAAGGCCUCAAACCCCAUUGGAGACUCCAACUUACAAUGGGCCGCCAUGGCAUUGCCAGCAUUCUUCUCUCUUGUAAUCGGGUUUGCUUUUGGAGCCUUAUACUGGAAGAAGAGACAACCAAAUCUCACAAGGACAGUUGAAAAUAUACAGAUUAAUGAAGAGGAUAAUGAAAUAAGUAUGUUGCAAGAAAAAGAGAGAGAGUUUCAAGAGGUGUAAUUGUGGCUUAUAUCAACACUGUUACUUUCGUAUCUUGGCGGGUAACAGUUCAUGUUUGCUUCAUAAAUGAAGCAGCUUUAAACAAAUUCAUAUUCUGUCUGGAGUGACAGACUGCAUUUUUAUCUGUUCUUGCUACCCAUGACUCUAUAUGGAUGAUUCACAAAUUGGAACAAAGUGUUUUACUGUGAAACUGGCACUGAAUUAAUCAUCUAUAAAGAAGAACUUGCAUGGAGCAGGACUCUAUUUUAAGGACCUGGGGGACUUGUGGUCUCAUUUAGAACUUGCAACUGAUGUUGGGAGAGAAAGCACGUGUCCCAGACUGCAUGCACCGUUUUGCAUGCCUCCAGAAAUGUCUAAUUGCUGAAAAGCCACAUAGCUUUAUUUUCAGUUACAACCUGCAGUUCAUAGUUAUCUUGGUCUCUGCAAGUAGAUUUCAUCCUGAAUAGUGGGGGGGGGGGUUAAUAAUUUUUCUCAAAGAGAUCUAGAAAAAAUUUUAAAAACAAAAACUCAAUAGCAUCAGCAACUCUACAUAUAGAAAGCAGUGGAAACAAAAUAAUUGGAGUAGGGUGACAUGUUAGCCUUGUAGAUGCUAAUUAAUGAUCUGGGUCUGAUCUCAGUCUCUUCUCAACAUAAACUUAUAUCCCACUAGACAAAUGGACAUGGUUAGCUGGAUCUAAUCAUGCCUGGGAGCCAGUAUUGAAUUAGAACAGUGAUGUCACCAACAAAAU